Gossypium arboreum is the source of this 2393-nucleotide messenger RNA. RefSeq lists its product as uncharacterized. The coding region runs from base 300 to 1976 and encodes 558 amino acids. Gene Ontology annotation, cellular component: membrane. Gene Ontology annotation, biological process: metal ion transport; transmembrane transport. The record is from RefSeq and is a predicted model, not a curated record. The transcript has 9 exons. Gene Ontology annotation, molecular function: metal ion transmembrane transporter activity. Lineage: Eukaryota; Viridiplantae; Streptophyta; Magnoliopsida; Malvales; Malvaceae.
AAUUGGAUAAAAAAUAAAAUAACCACGUGUCAUGGGAAGAUGAAGUGUGCAAAAAUAUUGCAUGAAGAAGUGCUUAUUUGUAGCUGAAAGACUGUAUCCAAAAUGGUAGUCAAGCGGCCAACCUCGCCACCUCCUCCCAGCGGUGCAUUUUCAAACCCCAUUCCUUUUUCAAUCUCCCUAUAUUAUAAUAUGAUAUAUAUUCAGGCUUUUGUAAUCUUUCCUACUUGUAGUUUUUCACGAAAAUAAAAAGUGAUCCCGUCGGUGAAACAGAGUUAAUCUCAGAGUUGAAAAAAUGCAAGAUGAAUGAAAUAGGUAAUCGUUAUUCAGCUUCCACGUGCAAUGAAAUGAAGAAACAAGAUUAUCCAAAGAAUCUUCAAAGUCGAAAUGAUGCAGUAGGAGGUGAUCUUUGGACAGAUGGACUUAUUUGUGCUUUUGAAUAUGUUAAAGGCCAAGGUAAAACAGGUCAGCCAAAAUCAGGUGCAAAGGUCUUGUCUGCACAAUAUAGUUUGAAAGAAGCUUCUAGAAGACGGAUCUAUGCUAAUGAACCUGAAAAUGUUAAUUCUAACAAUUUAGCUAAAUCUCCACCCUUGAAAGACUCCGCAGUCACAGUUAAAGAUGCAUCAUAUGUAACCCGGGAUCUCAAUCCAGGGGAAGAGUUCCCAAGGGCGUAUUGGGAACCAAUUGGUUGGGACAGAGUUUAUCAACUAGUCCAGAUGCUACAAGCUGAUGAUGGAUGGGGCUCCCAGCCUAUUGAGCUCACAGAGAAUGAAGAUGAAGUGACUGUUACAGAUUUAGCAGCACCUUAUUGGGAAAGGCCAGUUGGUCCAACUUGGUGGUGUCAUGUUGCGGCAGAUCACCCAUCUAUAAAUGCAUGGCUAAGUACUGCUCAGUGGUUGCAUCCUGCUAUCAGUGUUGCUUUGCGAGACGAAAGUACACUGAUAAGUGAGCGUAUGAAGCACCUAUUUUAUGAGGUUCCUGUCAUAGUUGCUGGUGGACUGUUAUUUGAGCUGUUGGGACAAUCAGCUGGUGAUCCUUUAGCUGAAGAAGAUGACAUUCCCAUUGUUCUAAGAUCAUGGCAUGCACAAAACUUUCUGAUAACAGCAUUGCAUAUCAAAGGGUCUGCAUCAAACAUUAAUGUCUUAGGUAUUGCAGAAGUUCAGGAAAUGCUUAUUGCCGGAGCCACUAAUAUUCCAAGAACUAUCCAUGAGGUUAUAGCACAUCUCACUUGUCGCCUUGCAAGAUGGGAUGACAGGUUGUUUCGGAAAUCAAUCUUUGGUGAAGCAGAUGAAGUUGAGUUGAAGUUUAUGAACAGGAGGAACCACGAGGAUCUGCAUCUUUUUACAAUAAUUCUGAAUCAAGAAAUCAGGAGGUUGUCAACACAGGUCAUAAGAGUCAAAUGGUCUCUCCAUGCAAGAGAGGAGAUUGUGUUUGAGCUUCUUCAACAUUUGAGAGGGAAUGCAGCAAGGUCCUUACUCCAUGGGGUAAGAAAGAGUACAAGAGAAAUGAUUUCAGAGCAAGAGGCAGUGCGCGGUCGCCUAUUUACAAUUCAAGAUGUUAUGCAAAGUACAGUUCGCGCAUGGUUGCAGGACAGAAGUCUCACUGUUACACAUAAUUUAGGAAUAUUUGGUGGCUGUGGCCUUAUUCUUUCCAUCAUUACUGGACUUUUCGGGAUAAAUGUGGAUGGAAUACCCGGAAACGACGACAGUUCCCCCCAUGCAUUUCUUUUAUUUUCUUGUAUCCUUGUCUUCCUAGGAGUAGUUUUAAUUUCCAGUGGAUUGCUUUAUCUUGGGCUGAAGAAACCAAUUAUUGAUGAGGAUGUUGAGGUGAGAAAAUUAGAGCUGGAUGAGCUGGUUCGGAUGUUUCAAAAGGAGGCAGAGUCUCAUGCGCAGGUCCGUAAGAGCGUUGCUCGAGCUAUUAAGCCACCUACAACCGCAAGUAUACUUCCUUCUGGUGAAGGUUAUGUCCUCAUUGGUUAAAUGAUGCCUCAAAAAUGAAUUGCCUAGUGCACAUGGAAUAAAGCGUUAAAUCAAGAAACUGCUUUUGAUUGCGGCUUUUGAACUGGAAUGACAUUGGACACUGACAGUGUGAGAGUUGGCUUGCAAAACAAUCAAUUCUUAUCCGGCUUUGCUUGUGGAUUUGGGCUGACUAAUGAAUAUUUUUUGUAAUCUAUUUACCUAUGUCUAAAAGUGAAGCUUUUUUGUUUUCAAACGUCAUGGAGUACUUGAUGCAAUCUCUAUCUAAUAUAUAUAUAUUGUAUAGGUGGAAGCAUUCUGUUCUUUGAUUCAUAAGUGGCAGUUUGAGUUGGAAGACAUUUCACUUAUUGAUUGAUUUGUCUAAUUGUCACAUAAAUUGUGGAAAUAUACUUACGAAAUACUAGUGGAAUGCUUAUGGAA